GGUCUGUUUGGAGAGAGAGAGAGAGGGGAGAUAGAGUUUUCCACUACUUUGAUCAAUCGAACACACUAAUCGUGAAAACUCCCUCCUCCCUUCUUACCCUUCAAUGACCUUUAUCUUUUAUUCAUCUUCUCUCUCAAAAUCACCCACAAGGAAACCUAGAGGAGAGAGAAGACAUAGACACCUUCAAUCAAAUAAACCGGGUGUGUAUUUAUAUAUAUGAUAAUAUGUAUGUAUGUAUUUGUGUAUAGAGUGUGAUUUGAAGGAUCUACAGAUCUAACGCUUUCAUAGCCACAUGGGUUGCUCUAUUUCUGUCAGAUCUCCACCGUAUCCAUUUGAUAUUGUUCAGUAGCUGACCAGAAACACAAGAAAAACGUGUAUAUCAUACUGUGAAUGCCUCCUCUCCUACUGUGAAUUCAGUUAUUAUUUGGUUUGCAGUGAAGAAGGCUGGUGGAUUUUUUUGAUUGGAGUGGUCUUUGCAUCCAUUUGGGAUGUUGAGGAAUUGAAGGUAGGCUUGGGUGAGAUGAGGGAUGUUAUCAAAGUUGAUAAAAUUCCUGAAAGCCUGCUGGCGGCCGGCAUCAGACCGAUAUGUGCACAAGGGUUCCGACACAGCUGGGCGGCAAGAUGGGCUCCUUUGGUACAAAGACAGUGGACAGCAUUUGACUGGUGAAUUCUCAAUGGCUGUUGUCCAGGCCAACAAUCUGCUUGAGGACCAGAGCCAGAUUGAAUCCGGCUCGUUAAGCUUGCUCGAUUCUGGUCCGUAUGGAACCUUUGUUGGAAUAUAUGAUGGUCAUGGUGGCCCCGAGACAUCGCGCUACAUCAAUGACCACCUUUUUCAGCAUCUCAAGAGGUUCACCUCGGAGGAACAGUCCAUGUCAGUGGAUGCAAUACGGAAAGCUUUUCAAGCAACAGAAGAGGGGUUUCUCUCUCUUGUUAGUAAACAAUUUCCUGUGAAACCCCAAAUUGCAGCUGUUGGAUCUUGCUGCCUAGUCGGUGUGAUCUGUGGUGGGACCCUUUACAUAGCCAACCUUGGCGAUUCUCGUGCUGUUUUGGGGAGGCUUGUCAAGGCAACUGGGGAGGUGCUUGCCAUCCAGCUUUCAGCAGAGCAUAAUGCGAGCAUAGAGUCUGUCAGACAGGAAUUGCAUUCUUUGCACCCGGAUGACCCAGAUAUUGUUGUUCUAAAACAUAAUGUUUGGCGUGUAAAGGGCUUGAUACAGGUUUCUAGAUCUAUUGGUGAUGUAUAUCUAAAAAAGGCUGAAUUUAACAGGGAGCCUUUGUAUGCUAAGUUUCGUCUUCGUGAACCUUUUAAAAGACCGUUGUUGAGCUCUGAACCUUCAAUUUCUGUCAAUGAACUCCAACCACAUGAUCGAUUUCUAAUAUUUGCAUCUGAUGGGCUGUGGGAGCACCUUAGCAAUCAGGAAGCAGUAGAUCUAGUACAAAAACACCCUCACAGUGGAAGUGCUAGGAGGCUAGUGAAAGCUGCCCUGCAUGAAGCAGCUAAGAAAAGGGAAAUGAGGUACUCUGAUUUGAAUAAAAUUGACCGGGGAGUCCGCAGGCAUUUCCACGAUGACAUUACUGUCAUAGUUAUAUUUCUCGAUUCAAAUCUUGUGAGUCGAGCGAGCUCAGUCAGAGGCCCUACUUUGUCCCUGAGAGGGGCUGGCGUUAAGCUACCUUCAAAAACGUAAGCCCCCUCGUGCUAUUCCCUCGUGACUUGGUUACCACUUAAUGAAGUCCAAAGUUUUUCCCUUCGUUGUUAGUUAUAACUAUUGCAUCAUCCUUCUCGGACCACCUUGUGAUGAUAGAUCCAAGAGAGAUAAGAAAAGGUUCCUGCCAUAAUUUAUUCUUUACUGUAUAAUGUAACAUUUAACUUUGAACAAAUACUUGUGUACUUUCUGAGCAGUGAGAGAAAAUAUGAAAGAAUCAGGGAAAGAUAGCUUCAAAGUGACACUGGAGUUUCAUUCUUGAGGACAAUCUUCUCUUAUUCAUUUUGCUUGCCUUUCCCAAUUACUUUACUUUUGUGUCUUA
Molecule: messenger RNA, 2022 nt
Organism: Cornus florida
Lineage: Eukaryota; Viridiplantae; Streptophyta; Magnoliopsida; Cornales; Cornaceae
Product: probable protein phosphatase 2C 60
Exons: 5
Coding region: 528-1682 (384 amino acids)
Biological process (GO): protein dephosphorylation
Molecular function (GO): cation binding; protein serine/threonine phosphatase activity
Source: RefSeq, a predicted model, not a curated record